GGAGGAGAGGGUUUCGAAAUCCAGCUGUAGCUCAAAGUGAUCGCCUCCUUGGGCAUAACCAUCUAAGAGGAUUCUGCCCUUUUACCCUCGUCACACUUUCUUUUGUUGUUCUGAACCUGUUGGACUCUUCCUAUCCUCCACUCAGGUUUGGGAUACAGUGAGUGUUCUGCUGAAGAAUAUCUAAGUUUGUUUUACAUGGCUGAAGCACCUGCCUAUGACUCAUUUGUGCUUUUUGUUAUUGACGUGAUCUGUGAGUCCUAACACACAUGACACGGCUAUAGCAAUCGUUUCUGGUCAACUGGAAUUGCUAUACAAGGAUUUUUGCCAGCAAGCUAAUAGGAGUAAACUCUUAGGAGAUACCAUGAGUUGGACUCAUUCUAAAUGCUAAACGUCUGCCUGCUUGGAGCUGUGCCAUCUGUGGAAUCCAAUCAAGAGAUGACCACUGUGUCUGUGGAGCCCAUAGUGGCGAUGGUGGAGAAGAUUUCCAAUGUCACUGAGAGUCCAGUAGAAACUUCCCCAGAAGACAUGGCUGCCACGUUCACCAUUGGCACCAUUCUGUCCCUAAUGUGUUUGGUGGGUGUGUCCGGAAAUAUCUACACGCUGGUAGUCAUGUGCCACUCCAUGCGCUCGGCUGCCUCAAUGUACAUCUACAUCAUCAACCUGGCAAUGGCUGAUCUUCUCUACUUACUCACAAUCCCAUUUGUAGUGUGCACACAUUUCCUGAAAGGUUGGUACUUUGGGGACAUAGGAUGUCGGAUCCUUAUCAGCAUGGACUUCCUUACAAUGCAUGCCAGCAUUUUCACACUGACUGUCAUGAGCACAGAGCGUUACUUCGCCGUUCUCAAGCCUCUGGAUACAGUCAAACGCUCAAAAAGCUACAGAAAAGCAAUUGCGCUGCUGGUUUGGACUGCCUCAUUGAUUCUCACAUUACCCAUGAUCAUCAGCGUCCAGCUCAUGACAAUGAACUCCAAGCAAAUGUGCAACCCCACACUGAGCCCUCUCUCUUACAAAAUCUACAUCUCCUUUCUCUUUGGCACAAGCAUUGUUGCUCCAGGGGUGAUAAUCGGGUACUUGUAUAUACGCCUGGCAAGAACCUACUGGAUCUCCCAAACUGAGACUUUCAAGCAAACCAAGAAGCUUCCAAAUCAGAAGGUCCUGUAUCUGAUCUUUACAAUUGUGCUCCUGUUCUGGGCCUGCUUCUUACCUUUUUGGAUCUGGCAGCUUCUGAAUCAGUUCCAACCCACAUUGGAUCUCUCCACCAAGGCCAAGCGCAACAUCAACUAUCUAACCACAUGCCUGACCUACAGCAACAGCUGCAUCAACCCGUUCCUCUACACUUUACUCACCAAGAACUACAAGGAAUACCUUCGCAAGAGACAGAGGACUUGGACGGCCGGCAGCUACCUCAACCGGCGGAAUCGUUUCCAGCGGUCGCCUCGUCGCUCCUUGUCAUCCAGCAGUCAGCAGUGCACAGAGAGCUUUGUGCUCGCACAUACUUCUCGCACCAACAACAGCAGCCUCUGAGGGAAAGAAGACCGUCUGGGGCAGGACAAGAGCAAAGCGAGCCAAGACGUCUGGUAUCUCCCUCAAACAGAGGAGGGAGAGCAAAGGAGGAGCAGAGCGGGCAGGAGAAAAAAAGCAAGUCAUGGCACACAGAGGACUCCUAUGUUAAGAGGCCAAUUGAAGGGGAUGGAGUUGCUCGCCUCACCUGUUGUUUCAUUUCGAUCCUCAAUGACUUUUGAAAAACCAAUUCCCGGUUGAUCUGUUUUCUGUGCUAUAAUCACCCUGAAACCGGGCUGAUUUAUUUGACUUAUUUAUUUUCUGAUCAUCCUUCAGACUCUGUCAUCAAAGAUGAAAUUUCAGAGCAUUACCACAAGAAAAAUGUGACAACUUUCAUCUCUCCCAAGUGACUUACUAUGAUGAGAGUCAUUUCCUUCAAAUAACUGCAAUCAGAACCUAUCCGAACAUGACUCCUGCGAAAGAUCACAUCAAAAAAGAGGCGUAUUUCCUAGAACAAAAUGGCUUUCUUUCAUAUUUAUGAAAGAUUCUUGCUCUGUUUGAUCUUAUGGGCCGUGUUUGACAGGAAGAUAUUCUGUUUGAUUUGUUUUUGAUGCUCUGAUGAUCUUCAUGGUAGGGUUUUAAGUGGCGAGGCAGUCAUGAAAAGCCCUCUGAAACACUGUGGGAAGGACUUCUGAGUACACUUUUAGUUUUCAGAGAGUUGUAUUCCAAUCCCCGGGCCUGUCAAAUAGAUUCUCUCUGACCAGCAAGGAUUCUGUCUCCUCCAUCCUAUUUUUGACAAGACCGGAGGAUUUACGUUGACCUCUGACUGACCUGAGAGCUGUUUCUCCAACCUACAAUGCAGAGGAUGCUUGGCUUUGACUUUUAAUGACUUUGACAUUUAUACUUUCCAUACUGAUAAGUCAGUGCCUGUCCAGAUGGAAUGUCUGUAUACAUAUAGGACACAGAAUAAACGCAAAGCGCACAGUGUGAGCACUGCAGAAGGAAACUCAUCAUCUUGGCAACUUUAACUUCCUGACUCCAAAGGAAUAGAUUAUUUAUCUUAAUGCACAAUGGCAAAAUGGCGCUUAUUGUUGUUGGACUCCGUCUUUGUUUUACACAAAAAAUAAACAGGAAAGUACUGCCCAAAUGUUGCUUUGGUAUGCAGAAUCUGAGAAAUCUGAGAAUUUUGUACAGAGAGCUCAAAUAUACUUGGUAACACAUUACAAUAAAGUACAACUCCUUGACAAUACAGUAGUUAACACAUAGAAUUAGGUAUAUAUUUUUAGGUAUUUUUUUCCUCUUCCUUUCUUUUUCCAAUUUACCCUUUAUUUUUUUCCAAUAGGAAUUUCUAUGGGUAAAAAGAUAUUUUGAAGAACGUUGGUAACCUGACAGCUGACAGUAGUGUAGCCACUGACUUCAAUAACUUUUCUAUCACCUACAAUGGAAGUCACUAAGUGUUACCAUCAACUGUUUGGUAAUCAACAUUUUUUUAGAUAAAUUCUAUGCAUUCAGCUGAUGGAACUACUCUUUUAACAUUAUAGUUAACUAUUGUGAACUAACAUUGAACAAUAUAUUAACAGCAUUUAUUCAUCUUCAUUUUAAGAUACAACAUGUUAAGUUGUAUCUUCAAAAAAAUAUUGGAACUAUCUGAACUAACAUGAAUAUUCUUAACAUAAUUUAGAACAUAAUAUUUGUAAUAAAUGCUGUAAACUAAGAAACUGCUCAGUGUUAGUUUAUUUUAGUUAAAGCAUGAACUAAUGUUAACAAAUGAGAUCUCGAUGUAAAAUAGCAUACAUGGAUGAAUAGCAGCUAUGCAUACUUGUGCAUUCACUAAUGUUUACAAAUUGUCAGAUUGUAAAGUGUUACCAGGUACUUAAUGUUUGUGUUGUAUUUAUAUUAAAUUUAGAUGGGCAGAUUACUUGUUGUAAAUAUUACAGAUAUGUUAUUUAAUUUUUGCCUUCAUCUUUGUUUACACAACAGCUAAGGGCAAUCAAAGAUCAGGUGAAGAACACAAAGGUGUAUUAUACAAAAUAAUAAAGAGUAUAUAAAGAAA
Danio aesculapii is the source of this 3553-nucleotide messenger RNA. RefSeq names its product urotensin-2 receptor (gene uts2r1). Gene Ontology annotation, biological process: neuropeptide signaling pathway. Gene Ontology annotation, molecular function: urotensin II receptor activity. Bases 382 to 1524 code for a protein of 380 amino acids. The transcript has 3 exons. NCBI's taxonomy places the organism in Eukaryota, Metazoa, Chordata, Actinopteri, Cypriniformes, Danionidae. Gene Ontology annotation, cellular component: membrane. The record is from RefSeq and is a predicted model, not a curated record.